Scylla paramamosain (green mud crab) is the source of this 3540-nucleotide messenger RNA. Its product is annotated as forkhead box protein F1-like. The transcript is spliced from 3 exons. Gene Ontology annotation, molecular function: DNA-binding transcription factor activity, RNA polymerase II-specific; RNA polymerase II cis-regulatory region sequence-specific DNA binding. The record is from RefSeq and is a predicted model, not a curated record. Lineage: Eukaryota; Metazoa; Arthropoda; Malacostraca; Decapoda; Portunidae. Gene Ontology annotation, cellular component: nucleus. Bases 395 to 1789 code for a protein of 464 amino acids. Gene Ontology annotation, biological process: regulation of transcription by RNA polymerase II; animal organ morphogenesis.
UUUUACACAGCAGCCUGACGCUCCGCCCACACAUCCGCGCAUGCGCUCAAGGAUGUGGGGUGCCAGCGGCUGCCCCGGGCACUGGCACGCUCACCUGGGCACGACCUGACCAGUGCCACCCAUACCCGGAGCGGACUGUGACCUGCCUCUGAGCGCGAGGCAGCUGGCUAGUGGACGCCCGUCUCCCGUCGCGUGGUGCUGCCUCCCAGUAAAUAUUUACUGACCUGACACUGGUGACGGUGUGGCUGCGGGUGAGCAGUGUUGUGCCUGGUGGCGCGGCGCCUUACCGUCCUCAGCGAACCGCCUCAGCGCCACCAUCACGACUCUGGGCCUCAGGAGCGUGGCGGGCACGGCUGAGUUCGGUGACCUGGCACUGCUGGCCAGCGCGGUGACCAUGAAGGGCGAGGAAGAAGGCGGCGUGGCGGCCCUGGCACCUCUAGUGCCGCCUGAGGAUGCCCCGCCGCCCCCUAUUACAGAGGUCCCAUCAGACACCCCCACCGGCGUGGCCGCCCCUUCCGCCAGCAACGAAAAGAGCUCUGGAGGUUCUAAGCGGGGCGGCGCUCGCCGUCAGGAAAAGCCACCCUACUCAUAUAUCGCCCUCAUCGUCAUGGCCAUCCAGAGCUCGCCGCAGCGCCGCCUGACUCUCUCCGAAAUCUAUCAGUUCUUGCAACAACGCUUCGCCUUCUUCCGCGGCUCCUACACGGGUUGGAAGAACUCUGUGCGCCACAACUUGUCGCUCAAUGAGUGUUUCAUCAAGCUGCCUAAGUCCAUGGGUCGGCCUGGCAAGGGACACUACUGGGCCAUCGACCCGACGGCGGAGCUUAUGUUCGAGGAGGGCUCCUUCAGGCGGCGGCCGAGGGGCUUCAGAAGGAAGGUGCAGGCAAUGAAGCCCUACCAGCUGUACCAGGGAGCAGCGCCUUCCCUACCUUCACACUACGACAUGUGCGGGACUCCUGCCGCCCAAUACGGCCAGUACCCACCCUACCAGGACUACGCGAGUUACACCCAGCCCGCCACAUCGUACAGCGCCAACAUGUACACGCCGUGCUCUCUUACCUCCUACAGCACCAGCGGGGGCGGCGGCGUGGCCGAGUACCAACCCACGUCCCCGGGAGUCUACCCGGGCAUGGCGCCCACCGCACCCCUCCCGUCCAUGGGGCCCCUGGGUGACCGCGACAUGUGGUCGGCACUCACGCCCAACACCACACCCACCCUGACGCCCACGGCGACUUACGUCAAGCAGAGCAACAGCCCAACAAGCUCUCCGGCCCCCUUGACGCCGCCCGCAAGUGACAACAUGGGUGGGUAUCCCAUGGGCGGGGGCCAGGAACACUCCACCCUGCACACGCCCAUCGUCACCAACACCGCCCACGUGACUCCCUUCCAGCCCACUCAUCCGCUCCACCACCACCAUCACCACCACCACCACCACCCGGAGCUCGCAGCCAUCCACAGCAUGCGAGGGAUGACCCAACAACAACAGCAGCAACAACAUCCCCAACAACAGUUACAGCAGCAGCAACAGCAGCAGCAACAACAACAGCAGCAGCAGCAGCAACAACAGCAACAACAACAAAUGGCAUCGUCAGCGGUGGUGCCCACCUACGACAAGCGACUGUGGACUUCGCCCUCGUCCAUGCCUGGGGGCGGAGCUCUCACGCCGACGCAGCCAACCAUUGGAGGAAGUCUGUGCCCAUCUCCCACUCACCUGCUCCCUCACCACCAGGCCACGCCUACCCCGACACCCGCCCCGCCCAAUUAUUUCGAAUCUGUUAAAUACUCGAUGUAACCACCCCAGCCCGAGGAAACCCGAGAUUCAUGUCUUGACGGAAGACUCUGUAUUGUCGUUUUCUUCUUAUCUUUUGUAUUUUUUGGUGAACAAGGUGUUAGGGAGAGUCCUCUUUGUAAAUAAGCCAGGACGCGGCGAGGCGUGGCUCGUCACCACCGCCGCGACGCCUCCCGCCCUCAGCGCUGGGAAUUAGUGCAAUACUCAGUAUGUUAGUGAACCCCUCGCCCCUAGAGCCCUAGUUCACUCCACGAUUUUCUCUUAGACGUAUUCUCCUGACGGUAAGAACGUAUAUAAGAGUUUUCUUUCUUUAUAUGGAGGGUGCAGCAGGUGUUGUUGCGCGUACGAGCCUCUUGCAUCGAGUGUUGUGGUAUACCUGGUUAAGUCUGUAGACUAAGGACAGCAUUUUGCAUGUUUCCUGUUUGGAAUACCUCACUCUUACGAUGAAAUAUUCCAAGCUGAUAUCUACUUGGUAUUUCAAGCAAACCUAGCGCAAUAAUCACCUUACACAAUCAUCACAGCACACCGCGGCGCUGCCCGACGAGAGCCAUCCACACCCAGGCCGUGGCGCCGCCGCUACGUGCUGCCGCGGGCGCUGCUGUACCACCUGUGUGGCGUCACCGCAGAUGGACGAGACCGUGAGCGGCCUGCGCAGCAGUCCGUCUCCUGUCAUGACUUAUCUUUAUAAAGGCUUCUUGAAAUACCUUAGUAUAAAUAUUAAAUGAAAGACAAACAUGCUCACGCCUACACAACCCAAGCAGCGGCAGAGGCAGACGUGGGCGUAAGCAGCCGCCCACCAGCCUCGGUAGGUGCUUGCAGGCGUUAGCAGCCCUAGUCUGACUACUGUUGUUAUUACUGUUGUUGUUGUUGUUGUUGCGGGCAGGUGCCCAGAGACAGGUCAGUGACACCUCCGGGUUGGAGGACAAGUUUUGUACGACGCUAAUACGAUGCAUUUAAAUAUUUUGUAGAAAAUACAAUAAAACGAUCAAUAAAAAUAUUUAUAAAAACUAGGAACACUAAACACGUAAGAUUCUUAAUAGGUAGACUACUUUAUGACACAAGGAGCGGAGCGGGGAAGGCCCAUGCUGAGCGGCGCCCCGGGAGGCUCUGCGCCCUCCAUGGAGGCUUUCUGGACACAAUGCAUGACAUGUAAGAUUUAGAGCAGCGUGCCUGAGCCCCGCUCCGCCCCAACACCCCAGGCCACAGAUCCACCACCACGGUGCUGUCAGGAGGCAUGGGCGGAGCCGCCAGUGUUAUGGUUUCUGGAGUGCCAGCCUUUCGGCAGGGCUCUUCCCCUCCUCCGUUAAGUCCUUGCCCUUUCGCAUUUCCUACACUUCGUCCAAUUUUUCUCGCUAAACUCUCUCUCUCUCUCUCUCUCUCUCUCUCUCUCUCUCUCUCUCUCUCUCUCUCUCUCUCUCUCUCUCUCUCUCUCUCUCUCUCUCUCUCUCUCUCUCUCUCUCUCUCUCUCUCUCUCUCUCUCUCUCUCUCUCUCUCUCUCUCUCUCUCUCUCUACAUUUUGUCAUUAUUUUUGUUUCACUACCAUGAGACUCAUUUUUUUCAGUCACCUCCCGUCCUCUGCCUCCUCCAUCACCACCCAAACCCAAACACCCACCACAACUAUACAUUAAUUUUUCCUUUACCUUUCCCUUUUCUUUCUCCGCCUAUUCUCUCUCUCUCUCUCUCUCUCUCUCUCUCUCUCUCUCUCUCUCUCUCUCUCUCUCUCUCUCUCUCUCUCUCUCUCUCUCUCUCUCUCU